AUGGAGCAAGCCAAGCUGAUCGGAAGUAUCAUUCCGGCCACAAAACUCCUCGUCAGGUUCAAUUUGGCAAGCGUGACUAUCCAAGGAGAGAUUCUGCCGCCCACAAACGCCAAGUGGGGAAUGAAGACGACCCUCUUUGAAGCAGUAGAUGGCGAUAUGAGCUAUAAUAUUAUUCUGGGGAGACCAUGGUUGCACGAGAUGAAGGAUGUGCCCUCAGCAUAUCAUCAAUUAUUGAAAUUUCCAACUCCCGAGGGAAUUAAACAAAUUAGGGGCAACCAACCAGUAGCAAGGGAGAUGAACACAAUCUCAGUUUACAUUAGCAAAGGGAAGGAGCAUGCAACAUAG
This is a messenger RNA of Nicotiana tabacum (common tobacco), 345 nucleotides long. The record is from RefSeq and is a predicted model, not a curated record. Lineage: Eukaryota; Viridiplantae; Streptophyta; Magnoliopsida; Solanales; Solanaceae.